This is a messenger RNA of Mizuhopecten yessoensis (Yesso scallop), 999 nucleotides long. Its product is annotated as spore wall protein 2-like. The transcript has a single exon. Lineage: Eukaryota; Metazoa; Mollusca; Bivalvia; Pectinida; Pectinidae. The record is from RefSeq and is a predicted model, not a curated record. Bases 1 to 999 code for a protein of 332 amino acids.
AUGGUGAAGUCUGGGAGAAACAAGCACAUGAAUGUAGGUGGAAGUAACUUAAACAGGGAUGAUGCUGGUAGUAACAUAGACAGGGAUGAUGCUGGGAGUAACAUAGACAGGGAUGAUGCUGGGAGUAACAUAGACAGGGAUGAUGCUGGGAGUAACAUAGACAGGGAUGAUGCUUUGAGUAACAUAGACAGGGAUGAUGCUUUGAGUAACAUAGACAGGGAUGCUGCUGUGAGUAUCAUAGACAGGGAUGAUGCUGGGAGUAACAUAGACAGGGAGGAUACUGCUAGUAACAUAGACAGGGAUGAUGCUUCGAGUAUCAUAGACAGGGAUGAUGCUGGGAGUAACAUAGACAGGGGUGAUGCUGGGAGUAACAUAGACAGGGAUGAUGCUGGGAGAAACAUAGACAGGGAUGAUGCUUUGAGUAACAUAGACAGGGAUGAUACUGGGAGUAACAUAGACAGGGAUGAUGCUGCUAAUAACAUAGACAGGGAUGAUGCCGAGAGUAACAUAGACAGGAAUGAUGCUUUGAGUAACAUAGACAGGGAUGAUGCUGGGAGUUACAUAGACAGGGAUGAUGCUUUGAGUAAAAUAGACAGGGAUGAUACUGGGAGUAACAAAGACAGGGAUGAUGCUUUGAGUAAUAUAGACAAGGAUGAUGCCGAGAGUCACAUAGACAGGGAUGAUGCUUUGAGUAACAGCGACAGGGAUGAUACUGGGAGUAACAUAAACAGGGAUGAUACUGGGAGUAACAAAGACAGGGAUGAUGCUUUGAGUAAUAUAGACAGGGAUGAUACUGGGAGUAACAUAGCCAGGGAUGAUGCUUUGAGUAACAUCGACAGGGAUGAUACUGGGAGUAAAAUAAACAGGGAUGAUACUGGGAGUAACAUAGACAGGGAUGCUGCUUUGAGUAACAUAGACAGGUAUGAUGCUGAGAGUAACAUAGACAGAGAUGAUGGUGGGAGUAACAUAGACAGGGAUGAUGCUGGGAGAGUAACAUAG